AUUUAACUUCUGUACGUUGCCUAGCCUUGCUUCAACAAGUAUCAUGGCCGCCGUAAAGUUGGCAGAUAACAAGUUACGAAACGUAAAACUGUUUAUUUUUUGUAUUUUAUUUCUAUAUAAUAUGUAAAAAGUGUUAAGAAUAUUCAAGAGAAUGUAAUUACCUGAAUCACCAAGAACAACAACCUUUACUUUCUCAAUUGCUGCCAUUUUCUAGAAAUUAAUACAGAACGAAAAUUUACAAAAAUGACAGAGGAGCGCCUGGUAACAGAGGUGCCCAGCAGCUUAAAACAACUAGCUCGCCUUGUUGUAAGGGGGUUCUACACUAUUGAAGACGCACUUAUCGUAGACAUGUUAGUUAGAAACCCUUGUAUGAAAGAAGAUGAUAUUUGUGAAUUAUUAAAGUUCGAAAGAAAAAUGCUAAGGGCUCGAAUAGCCACCCUGAAAAACGAUAAGUUUAUUCAAGUUAGAUUAAAAAUGGAAACAGGUCCUGAUGGCAAGGCACAGAAAGUUAACUAUUAUUUUAUAAAUUAUAAAACGUUUGUGAACGUUGUUAAAUACAAAUUAGAUCUGAUGCGCAAACGUAUGGAGACAGAAGAACGCGACGCCACAAGUCGUGCCAGCUUCAAGUGUCCAUCGUGCGGGAAAACAUUCACAGAUUUAGAAGCUGAUCAGUUGUACGACAUGAUGACACAAGAAUUCAGAUGUACAUUUUGCAAUCAAGUGGUCGAGGAAGACCAAUCAGCAUUGCCGAAAAAAGACUCGAGAUUAUUAUUGGCCAAAUUCAACGAACAGCUUGAAACGCUUUACAUUCUAUUGCGAGAAGUUGAAGGCAUAAAAUUAGCGCCAGAAAUAUUGGAACCAGAACCAGUAGACAUAAACACAAUCAGAGGAUUAACAAUGAAACAACCGGCAUUGCGGCCUUCCGGCGAGCAAUGGUCGGGUGAAGCGACUCGCAACCUAGGACUCGCUGUGGAAGAGACACGCGUCGACGUCACUAUUGGAGAGAACGAUAAUGCAAACGACGCCGCUGCACAGCGAAAAGAACGGCCUGUAUGGAUGGUGGAAAGCACUAUCGUCACAAACGACCAGAGCGACAGCGUGCAUUCCACUGACGCAGCUCUCGAGAAAGCAGCAAGUAACGCCAGCAACGUCAAGAGCACGGGCAAAGAAAAGAACGAUGACAUCAUGUCGGUUCUUCUUGCUCAUGAGAAACAAAACACCGGAGGUAAUGCAACAACGAAUGCCUUGAAAGGUAUUGAACCGGAUAGUUCAGAUUCAAGUGAUAACGAGUCCAAAGAUCCUUACAAGUUAAAGGACGAAUUAGCAGCUGUUGCUGAAAUGGAGAGCGAAGACUCGGAUUCUGAUGACAACGCCCCAACCGUCUUGGUCAACGGUAAAGCGGUGCCGCUGACCAGCAUCGACGAUGACGUCAUCGCACAAAUGACACCUUCCGAGAAGGAGACCUACAUUCAAGUCUACCAGGAGUACUACAGCCACAUGUACGACUAGUGUGUAACAAUUAGAUAAGGAUAAUUAUCAUUCUUGAUACUUUCUUAAAAAUAAAUCGUUUUUAUUGUAAUUUUUUGCAUUUCUCUUAUUCGCCUACCCCGUAUAAUAAAUUAUGUUUGUAUAUCCGAGAAGGAAAUUUACAAACGUCUUGUGUGUACUAGGAGUACUACAGCCACAUGUAC
Messenger RNA from Chilo suppressalis (striped riceborer), 1691 nucleotides. NCBI's taxonomy places the organism in Eukaryota, Metazoa, Arthropoda, Insecta, Lepidoptera, Crambidae. The record is from the annotation of a GenBank genome assembly.